Messenger RNA from Prorocentrum cordatum, 259 nucleotides. The record is from the annotation of a GenBank genome assembly. Lineage: Eukaryota; Dinophyceae; Prorocentrales; Prorocentraceae.
GCGAACGGCCGGGCCACGGCGUACAUGCUCCUCUACCGACGCCGCGACGCCGGCGCGCGGCCGCCCGCCCGCCGCCGGCUGCCCGCGCGCUUCUUCGCCGAGGCGGUCCUGCACGACCUGGCAGACGCGACGCCAGGGGCGGCCAGCGGCGUUGGCGGCGGACCGCCCGUACCACCACCUCAAGGAACGCCGCCUGGUGGGUCGCCCAACACGUUCGACCCUGGCUCUGGGCCGUCGAGCUUGGGCGGCGGCGGCGGCG